AGUACAGGUAUUCGAACAGUGAGCAGCACCAAAACGUGUGCGCUGUUGAACCGUUGCUGUUGAGCAACGAAUUUUAUACACGACAUAUACAAAAAUAUACAGUGAAGCGAGAGUCACCAGCUCCAUUUGAUUUGGUUAGUUUUGAUUUGACGUUUUUUUUCUUUCUCUUAGAUUUCUUCGUUUAGAUUCGUUGUUUGUGUGAAUGAUAAAUGGUUUGGUAUUUGAAGUGGUUUGAUAGUGUAAUUGGUCAAAUCAACGACGAGAUUGAAGAGUCUAAUUCAAUUAAAAGUUCUACAUCAAUGAAAAGUGCUAAAUUACCAUGUUCAACAAUUAAUCAAGACAUCACGAAACUUCAAAGCAAGAAAAACGUCACAUGAAAUUCCCAUACACGAGUUCAUAUUGUGAUAGUGUGAAAACAUUUGUUUUGUGAUAAAAAGUGAAUUUGGAAAUGAAAUAAAAAAAUAUUAGAAAUUGUCUAUUCCAAAAUGGAAACAGAUAAAAAUCGAGCCGAAAAAUUAAAAUUACAAAUCAGUUUAUCAGUAUGCAGUGAUGAGUGUGGAGCACUUUCGAAAUCAUGAUAUUUAUUUGGUCGCUGUGCCAUCGAAAUUCAUUUAAAAAACAUAAAAAAAUUAACUUUCGAUCGAACAAUUUUAAUCGCACAGAGAAAUACCCAUUAAAAUUGAUGUGUAUUUUUCAUUGUUUCACUUCGUUUGCGAAGAUGAAGCGCUGGAAUUGUUGAAGCUAUUCAAGCGCUUGAACAAUUCAUACUCGCCGAAAGUUCGUCAUUGUAUUUCAAAUGUGAUGAUGUGAUGAAGUGAAAAAGCUAACACACAUUAGAAACGUAUUGUAAUAUUUGCUCCGUAUUUGCGAGCAAACAAGAGCACUCAAAUCUACAUAACAAUUCGAAAUGAAAACAAACAAUCUCCAAAAGCCACACACAAUCAAGCAUACGAGAGCGAACUGCUGCACUACCUUUUACAAAGAGAUGAAACGAGCGGACGCAAACGAGAAGACAAUGAAACGAAAAUAUACUAUGCGGCUAAAAUGUGUGUUUCGUAAUAAUUUGCCGAAAAAAAUACACAACACACUCACGAGUAUAUCAUAUGGUUUUUCUUAUUUUCAUUGCAAUGAAAUUCGACGAAAGCCUAACCGAUCGUGAUUCAAAUGCAGCGUGGAUCCUGUAACAAGAGAUAACAGCGAACAUUUAGUGUGAUUGCAAUAAAAUUAAAAAAAAAAAAUAAAUACGAACGGUUGCCGCCGACUGCGAUUCCAACAAAAAAAAAAACGAAACGAUUCAGUGUGUUAUUUCGAUAAACAAAUCUGCGGAAUAAAACGAAAGACCAGAGAAAAUUAAAAAGCGGGCGUAAAUAAAUAUCGAAAAUUCUCAGAGAAGUGUUACUAAUUUACAAUCGAAAUUUGUGAACGUUUCAUCUUCGAAGCCCGGUAUUGAAGUUUUGCAAAACCAACACAUCGAGAUAAUGAGUCAUUAACAUCGAGACGUUUUUUUGAUUUUGGUUUUCUCCACAAAAGACAGAAAAGAUAAGAUGAGGCCCAGAUUGAUGAAACGAAUGAUGUGGUCUUACACGUUAGCGCUAAUCGCUGUUUUGCUGGUACAGAAUGCCGUUGGCCAGUCAAACUAUGCAUCGCAUGCGAACAACGUCAACUACUUGGGUGAGGGUUUGCCCGGAGAAGCGACACUCGAUGGAAAAGUCACAAAAUUAGACGAUUUAAGCCCGAUCAUCUUUUUGAAUCGAACAAAAGCGUAUUUGAAUUGUGCAGCUGGCUCGAUGCAGAUUGAAAUGAAAUUCGCUGAACCAUUUUUCGGAUUGGCCUACGCUGAUUUUGACCGAAAUAGUGCUUGCCAAACGUUGGGCAAAGGCGACUUGAACGUACGAUUGGAACUUCCCUUGAAAGGAUGUGGAACGAAACAGGAACCACAAAGAGUGUUCACAAACAAUAUUGUUGUUCGUUUUCACCCUGGUCUUGAAAUGGACGGAGAUGAAAUUAUCACAAUUGUUUGCCGAUACCCACCGCCCGUUGCUCCACUGCCAGCUGCACCACCUGCACCAAUUGGACCACCAAUCAGUGCUGUUGUCGGGCCGCCAUUGAAAGGCGCUCAACUGUUGUUCAUCGUGUGUGCAAUUAUGUUUUUGACACUGUUGUUGCUCGGCUUAGGUGUUUCAUACUACUGUUUGAGCCGACGAACGAUUCCAGUUGUACGCCGCUUGCCAAUGUCAAUCGGAUCUGGAUCCGAAAUCACGAAAUUGAGCAGCAGCACAUACGGUCAAGUACCACCGUUGGAAGGCUUGAAAGCACCACAUAUUAUACCUCGUGCGCAUGCAAUCGUUGGUGCUUUACCAAGCACUUCAAGCAGCGAUGACAACCCAUUGAUUCCAUCGGAUUAUCCAAGUGAAUCACAUUCCGAAGUCGAAAUUGACACUCGCUCACUGCCAGGUAGCUCGGGUGGAAGUUACGACAAUCAAGCGUACAUUCAAGAUAAUUCGAGCAUUUACAGUGAACACUACGGUCACACCCAAGAAUUCCAAACAGCCAAUGCAAUGGCCCAGCAAUCGUUGGUGUCUCGUCUUCCGAUCGCUGUUAAGGAACCAUCGCCAACAUUCGAUGUUCAAGUGCGAGUGAAACGGCAAGCACCACAAGCUCCGCUAUCGUCAUUCUCAUCGGACACCGAAAGUCUUGGCACAAGCGUUCUUGAUCGAAAUAAUUUGUCAACGAUUAUGGAAUCACACGAAGAUCGCGAAAGCGUGAUAACGAUCGAUUCAUUGCCACAAGAUGUUGCACGCAGUCAAUUCACCUAUGUACCCGAAUUGCAUCCAAUACCUCGAUAUGAACAUCCACCGAUCACAACUGUUUCGAAAACAUACAAAGAAACAACGGAAGAACGCUGGGCCGCAGAUUAUCCUGAUUCCGUGCCACCGAGAUCGAUUCCAGAGACUCGUAGCGUUGUUUCGACUGACACCAGACACGAUAUGCAUUCGAUUAGUGAAAUGGUGGACACAACGCAUUUGUAUCAAUCAACAGCUUUGCCAGAUGAAGAAGUUGAACAUUUGCCCGAACCGCCAAUCGUUGCACGCAAACCUGAAAUCACCUCGCAUCUCGUCGACGACGUAUUCUUGCGCACAAUCACCGAAAAGACAACCAUUGAAGAUAUUGAGAAAUACAAGCGUAUGGUCACCGAAUAUAAAGCUAAACCAGCACCGAAUCCAACUUGGGAUGUUACAAUUCGCAACUAUCCAACUCAAGACAAACCACAAUGGGAAGACUUUUCGGAUAUAUCAAGUGCUCCGUCGGUUCAAAUUGAACCGGUUAAGUAUACACAGCCACCUCAAACUUAUAUCGAUGCAACUGGCGAAAAACUUACUAGUCCUGAGCUUGUGGGCAACAUGAAACCGAUUGAAAUUCCACCCGAAGACAAAGCCGUGCCCAAUUGGGACGUAUUGAUUCGUAUUCUGGAAAACCAGGAAGAAACAACGGAGGAAAUUUCAACAACGAGAACCACAAUGUCAAGACCAAUGCCAGUGCCAGCACCAGCACCAAUUCAAAUUCCAGAUGAUACCAGCUCAACGCAUUCGCAAACCAAUCAACACGUUUUGCAACGUCAAAUCAGCUACGAUGAUAAGAUCAAGUGGCGCGAUAUCAUCACCACUGAAUCUACCCUGCGAACGAUGCUCACUGAAGCUGUUGUCCGAGAAGAUUUUGAGCGUAUCCGCAGCGAUACGAGAUAUGAAACAAUAUUCGAACCACAAACAUGGGAUGUUAUCAUUCGCAUCUUAGCACCGCCAGACGAUGUUGAAUUGCGCAUGCCAAAACGCAACCGCAAGAAGGAACCAUGGGAUACACGAUCACGCCGUAGCUCACUGCCAACUUUGUACGAAUACGACAGCGAUGGUGGUUCAUCGGUUCGAACCAUUCCACAAGAUAUGCUUCCGACGGGCAGCUCCAACACUUAUCAAUAUCCACCACAGUCACGAAGAACAUCACGCUCGUCAUACAAUGCCGAAAACGUCGACAUGCGAUCGAUGACUGAAGUUUUAGUCGACUUUGGCCGUCCCGAAUCUGAUAACGUAUCUGACGUUAGCUCAUUCUAUCCAAACAGAUAUUACGAUGAUGAUCCAUAUGACAGACGAUCGAUUCAACGUUCAUUGAGCCAACCUAGUCUCGCUCGUUCAGCGACCGAGUUCACUGAACGCUGGGUCAUCCCAGAUGAUGUGUCCGAAGACUCAGAAUCACCACGGAAUAGUAAUCGUUUGACAACAUUCCAGCCUCGCGUACGUCGCCCACAGCAUGUAAUCACCGAAACUCAGUAUAUGCAGCAGAGUUCAUCAUCAUUCCAAGCAACAAGUACCACAUCGCCACCAAAAGAGUGGUACGGUAAUAACUCAAAGUAGAUAGUGCAUGGGAAAAAAUAAAUAAAUGUCAAACAGUGACGAUGUGCCAAUUAAGAUUGUACUCCGUUUAGAAUCCGAAACGAAAUAGUUUAAUCGAACGAUCAAACAGUUACUUUUUCUGCAUAUAAAUAGACUAGUCCACGAUUGAGCGGAUUUAAUUUUAUGAAAAAAAAAAAUUACUGCCAAUAAAGCUGCGACUCAUAUAUUUUCAUUUCGUACGAAAUUCCAUUCUUCAAAACAGAAAUCUAUACGUCGUCUGUCAAUAUGGAUUUUAAGGAUUAUCCCGUUCUCUUUUUCUUUAAUUGUAUUAACGUGAUGCUGUGAUAAAAAACAAAAUCCAUAUUUUCACUGCGUUUGCACUGACGCAUUCUCUAAUUACGGAGCCCAUUAGUCAGCAAAGUCAAACUUUUUUUUGUAAUCGAAAGACAACAAAUAGGAGAACAAUUACAUUUAGAGUAGGUGGAGGGACUCAAAUGCAAUCUCUUACGAAAAUUCUCUCGCUUAGUAGUUUCCACUUGUGUUAGCAAAUUAUUAUAUAUUUUUUUGGUUUGAAGCUAAAUUAUUGAAAAAGAAAUUCAAUUUCGAGAAGUAGAAUGAAGAAAAAUUCCGAUGUGCCUUUUCGAACAUAUUGUUAUAAGGAAAAUAGAAAUUGUUUAGUUUACAAAAUUUACGUAAUUCGAAUGAAAUAGAAAUUGAUCCACGUAACAACUUGCUUAAUCACAUAAUAGAUUUUUAAGAUUAUCUCUUUUUUCGACCCAAAUUCCUGGAGAACCGAAUCACAAUCAACAACAAAAAUUCUAUUUAUAGGAACAACGACAAACAAAUCCAUACUCUAACAUAAAUAUCCUAUCUUAAGCAACUCAAAUGCAGUAGAUUUACUAACUAUAAUACACUACGGUUGAAUACAAUUUUUAUCAUAAUGUAAUUGCAACGGAUUCAAUGAACCGUUCCCGAUGAGCGGCAGAAAAUAGUUGUUAAAACAAUACAAAUCACAUAGAAAAUUGUUCACGAAUACAUGUUUGUUUUGUCAACACUUUUUAUAUGAAUAAAUUUAUUACUAAUUCUAUAUCA
Molecule: messenger RNA, 5477 nt
Organism: Sitodiplosis mosellana (orange wheat blossom midge)
Lineage: Eukaryota; Metazoa; Arthropoda; Insecta; Diptera; Cecidomyiidae
Gene: pot
Exons: 9
Coding region: 1545-4406 (953 amino acids)
Source: RefSeq, a predicted model, not a curated record